GUUAAAGAGGUAGCCCGAAUUGUAUGUCAUCUCUUUCUAUCGAUGUCGGCUCCGAACCUCACUCUCUCUAUCAUUCCGCGUUGUUACCGGCAACGAUCAAAUAUGCCGGAACAAGGCGGAGUUUAGAUUGGCGACGAGAGGACGCGCGCGUGUCACGUUGUCAACACUGCGUGCUCGAUUGUUAAGACCGUGGCCAUCGAUCGACGAGUACGCUCUGGCCCACGGAUAAUAUACUAUAUUAUUAUCUAUAUCAACUGCGCACCUGCCCCACCCCACGAUAGUGUAGGAAAUCAAAUAAUUUCUGUUGUAUUUGUUUUAGUGUUCGAGCGGCAAUAUGGCGUUUUCAAUUUUUGAAUAUGCGCAGUAAUUUGAUUCGCCGUCAUUUAAAUAGAUCGCAGCGACCGUACACUUGGUAACUGGUUUAGAGCAGAUUUGUUAACAAUCAACUAUAUAGUGUUAUAUUUUGAUCGUUGCUGAUUAACAAUGGACGGAAACACUAGAAACAACUCUUGGAAUAGGUUCCUUGAAGAAAAUGUAACAAGAGCAUCGGUCAAAAUUAAACAAGAAGAUGAAGAACAUAUGUUAGAUAUGCCAAGUGAUAAAAUUAAACAAGAAGAUGAAGAAUAUAUGUUAGAUAUGCCAAGUGUUUCAGAACAAUCUGCACUGCCAAGUGUUCCGGAACAACCUGCACAGCUACCUGUGACUUUAUUUGUCAUAGGUUUUGAGUGUGCCAUGUGCCAUGAAAAAGUUAUGGAGAUACGCUCGUUUCCAUGUGAGCACUCAGUCUGUGUAAGUUGUGCCCCAACACAGUGUUCCGUAGCCUGCAGAAAAUCGUUCCUAGACAUAAUAAAAGACAAUCCUGAUUUGUAUGAUAAAGUUUCAGCUGGAUACCAAUUGUCUGGUGGCGAAUUAUUGCGGAUGGUGGUAUCAAAAAAUUGUCCUAAGAAAAAACGCCGUUCUUCAUUGGAUUAAAGAACUAUCAAUUUAUUCAAAUAAACGAAAACAGAAGAAAAGUCUGUAUUAAUGAUGUGAACAGUUAUUUUCUUAAAAAGAAUUACUACUGCACACCA
Molecule: messenger RNA, 1070 nt
Organism: Melanaphis sacchari
Lineage: Eukaryota; Metazoa; Arthropoda; Insecta; Hemiptera; Aphididae
Exons: 5
Coding region: 484-972 (162 amino acids)
Source: RefSeq, a predicted model, not a curated record